This is a messenger RNA of Acanthosepion pharaonis, 906 nucleotides long. The record is from the annotation of a GenBank genome assembly. NCBI's taxonomy places the organism in Eukaryota, Metazoa, Mollusca, Cephalopoda, Sepiida, Sepiidae.
AUGAAAAUAUCUAUUGAAAUCUGUAUACUUGGCGAUUUGUCGUCCUUUUCUCUCUCUCUCUCUCUCUCUCUCUCUCUCUCUCUCUCUCUCUCUCUAUCUAUCUUUCGCUUUCUUUCUAAAUCUUAUGAUUUACCGUGUAGCCAGAAUUCUCUGCUACAUUUAUUCUUUUUGUUUUUUAGUCACUCUUGCCACAAACCUUUUCUUUCAAAUCGUUGCGACAUACGCAUAAAAGCGUAUACACCAGGAUUUCUUUCUUUUAACUUUACAUUUUUCUUUCAUUGUUAUGAUUGCGGAUAUUUAGUCUUCUUUUUUUUUUUGUUUUCGCACUUUCUAAUUUCUUUCUUUUUCACUGUAACAACGAUGUUUUCUGCUUUUCUUUCUUUUACUUCCAUCAUCUUUCUCAACAUCUCCUUGCCCAAUCCCAACAUCCUGUCUACUUUGCUUAUCGAACAUCCCCACUCACAUUCACCUGUUAUCUACCUUUUCUCUCUCUUUCUUCUUUCUUUCUAUACCAUACUUAAGUCCAAUGUCUCCUUUACUUUCUUCGCUGUCACCUUUUCUCCAGAUGAUAACAACCUCGUAACACACCUCUUCAUUCUUCUUUCUGUUCUCUUGGAAAUUGUUUUUUUUUUCGUCCUAUCUUCUUCUUCUUCUUCUUCUUCUUCUUCUUCUUCUUCUUCUUCUUCUUCUUCUUCCACUCUUUACUUAGCAUCGGCGAUCUUUCGGAUGCUGAGCCCGUCUUCUCUCUUCUUUUGGACCAAACUGAUGACUUCUUUUGAAUGCAUUCUUCUUCAGGAUUUUAAAUGUCCCAAAAAUAGUGUCGGCCCCAUCUAUCUAUCUAUCUAUCUAUCUAUCUAUCUAUCUAUCUAUCUAUCUAUCUAUGCAUAUCCAUAUGUGCAAUACUAG